AUGGAGGCAGCCACAGAGCGCCACUUCUACCGCCACGGUGACGGGUCUGAGAUCUCACCAUCCGAACGCGAGGCCUGUCAUUUCUGUCAGUUGCGCUCCUUUCCCACCCACGGCGAGUUCCCAGUCACCAUCGUCAACGAGACAGACGAUAAAGCCGUUCUGCCUCCAAACUUCAGUUUCAUCAACCGCUCCAUCCUGGGCCCUGGUGUGACGCCUGCCCAGAAGGAGUUCCGCGCGGGCUGUCACUGUAUUGGCACUGAUGGUUGCAAGGGCGCCGCGUGCGUGUGCCUUGACCAGGUGGAGUGCUCCGACGACGAGGACCAACAAGAGGCCGAGCUCGACGACGAAGACGAGGAGAGCUGGCAGUGGGCCGAGCAGCACCUGAAGAAGCCAGCCUGGGCAAGGUCGAGGGCCAAUCGCGACGGCUCCAGGGACACGUCUGGGCCCGCUGCUGCCAACGGCCACCACCACAACGCUAACGGCCCUGGCAGCGGCGCUUUGCUGAAGAAGCUCUUUGCCUACCACUCGCACGGGGCCAAGGCCGGCCUGCUGCGGGGCUCCUACCUCAAUUCGCGGGCGCCCAUCUACGAGUGCCACGACGAGUGCGACUGCAUCAAGAUCAUCUGCCCCAACCGCGUCGUCGAGAAGGGGCGGACUGUGCCCUUACAGAUCUUCCGCACGAGGGACCAACGCGGCUGGGGGGUCAAGACGAUGCGGGAGCUGAAGCGCGGGCAGUUCGUGGACUGCUAUCUGGGCGAGGUCAUCACGCCUGAGGAGGCGGAGAAGAGACGGCACAACUCGUCCAAGGCGCAGCGCAAGGACGUCUACCUGUUUGGGCUGGACAAGUUCACAGACCCCGACUCGAUGGACCCGCGGCUCAAGGGGGCGCCAUUGGAGGUGGACGGCGAGUUCAUGUCGGGGCCGACGCGCUUCAUCAACCACAGCUGCGACCCCAACCUGCGGAUCUUUGCCCGGGUGGGCGACCACGCGGACAAGCACAUCCACGACCUUGCCCUGUUUGCGAUUUGCGACAUUGCAAAGGGCGAGGAGCUGACCUUCGACUAUGUGGACAGGCAGGGGGAGAUCGAGAGCAACGCCCGGGACGAGAAGCUGCAGGAGGAGAUGACGCGGUGCCUCUGCAAAAGUGACAAGUGCAGAGGUCACCCAGCGACUGCUGCCAUCCGGUCCGACAAGCUUCUUCCCUUCCCUCCCUCCCUUCACUUUGAUCCCACACUGGAGGAUGCGACGACAGCAGCCCAAGACCGACAUGAGCUCGCAUCAGCUUUCCUUCAGCCUGGAGCGCACUCCAAGGACGGAGCAAAGGCCAGCCUUGGAAGGAAGGCUGCCCCCGCUUUCUCUCUCCAGAUGGGUUGCUGCUUCUCGCUGCCUCGGGGUCCCAACUCUCCCUACCCCGGUGGAGCUCCUCCAGCCCAGCCCCCAUCCGCCGACCUUUCCCAGUCGCAGUCGCAGUCUCAGUCUCAGUCUCAGUCUCAGUUGCAGCCUCAGCCUCCUUCCGCCCGCCCCAAUGCACCAGACCUCGAUCGUGCCGGAUCUCACCAGCACCGCAGUCGGCACCGUCGCAGACCCCUCGAUCAGCACAUCAACAAGCCUCUGCGUCGGAGCGAGUGGACCUCCAAGAACCGCAUUUGGUCCAGGACUGCGUUGGAUCGCGAGCGUACCGACUUUUUCGACACCAGGGUCAGUGGCCGGCCUGAAAUUUGGCAAGCCCUGAAUGCUGCCCUCGAGGUCUUGUGGGCCGCCGAUACUGCGAGACGCGACGGCCCCUAUGACGUCCCAGGCGAUGACAACAACGCUGCCCUUGCUCUUGCCACUGCCCAGACCAUCCUCGACGCCGCCGACAUUACUCUGCCGACCGGCAACCUUGCUGACGGCGCCUAUGACCUUCUUGGGAACUACUAUCAGCUGCCAACCCAUAUCGUCUCUGAUCCACGCAAUCUUGCAUCUGUCGACGAAGAAAUUGACAAUCAUCAACUUGGAGAGGCCAAGACUGCUGAGGAUGUCACCGCCGGCGAUGAGGAUGACGAAGAAGACGAUGACGGUGGGGAGGAUGAGGCAGAGCAACGCCGUUUUGACAAGGGCAAGGCCGUCGUCAACGUUUCCGACCAAACCCUCGUCAUUAUUCGCCUGAGCAAUAACGCCAGAGACCUGAGGCUUGACAUUGGAAAGGACGAGUCCGUCCGAAGCAUUACUCACCGUAUCCUGGAGGAGACUAACCUCCACUCUGGCUACCGUGUUCGUCUCGUUCACAUGGGCAAAAUUCUGAAAGACAAAACCUCACUCACAGCCCAGGGCUGGACAGGCCAGGUUAUCAAUGCUUUCGUCUACGAGCCUCCCCGCUAG
Molecule: messenger RNA, 2361 nt
Organism: Diaporthe amygdali
Lineage: Eukaryota; Fungi; Ascomycota; Sordariomycetes; Diaporthales; Diaporthaceae
Exons: 7
Coding region: 1-2361 (786 amino acids)
Cellular component (GO): nucleus
Molecular function (GO): histone methyltransferase activity; protein binding; zinc ion binding
Source: RefSeq, a predicted model, not a curated record